Molecule: messenger RNA, 3114 nt
Organism: Dromiciops gliroides (monito del monte)
Lineage: Eukaryota; Metazoa; Chordata; Mammalia; Microbiotheria; Microbiotheriidae
Gene: C3H1orf159
Product: chromosome 3 C1orf159 homolog
Exons: 10
Coding region: 304-909 (201 amino acids)
Source: RefSeq, a predicted model, not a curated record
CGCCGAUUUGGCGGCAGUGGGACUACAAGUCCCAAGGGGUCGCGGGGACGCGGGGCCAAGGGCGGGGGGCACGAAAAGGAGCCUGCUCGCGGGCGGAGGCAUCGGAGUCGGAGGAGGCGGCGGGCGGAUGCUGGGUGUGGCCUAAUCCGGGCCUGGCACAGUGGGAAGCCUAGGGCUGAUAAGACUCCUCGUUGCCUAGCAACCACAGGCCUGUCAUUGCCAGGAAACCACUCUCUGCAGCUGGUCCAGGCUUCUGAAUGUCUUCGGUUUCUACCCCAGACAAGAUAUUUUGCAUUCCCGCGCAUGGCAGUCCCUUAUGUCAUCCUGCUGGCUAGCCUCUGGGCUGAAGUUGUCAGCAAAUCCAGGGAAGGCGCGGUCCCACAGCCAGAGUGUUGCAUGGACGUGAUGGACGUCAACGUUAGCUGCCCAGGCACAGACCAGUGUGCUUCAGGCUGUUACCGCCGCUGGAACGACGACGGGAGCAGCAGCUGCGUUCGGUGCAGAAAUGAAAGCCUUCCGGGCAGCGGGGCCUACGUGGUGGAGUGCAGAAGUCUGGGCAACAAAGAAGCUAAUGUCACGUCCUACAGAACCACAGGGACGCCCCUCCUGCAGAACCUGGGGGGCCCCCAGGUGGUCGUCUCCCUCUUCUUGGGUACCUUCUUCAUCAGCUCCUGCCUCAUUCUCUCCGUCGCCUUGUUCUUCUACUUCAAACGCUCCAGUAAGCUCCCCCAUUUCUUCUACAGAAGGAACAAAGCAUCUGUCCUACAGCCUGGAGAAACUGCCGCCAUGAUACCCCCUCCAAAUUCUUCAGUCCGGAAGCCGCGCUAUGUCAGACGGGAUCGGUCACUGGCGAGACCCACCACACCCACCAUGAUCUCCUCCGUCGAGACUCGGGUCAGCAACGUUUAGCCAUCUAGGUUUGUUCAAGGACUCUGUCCGUGAACAAUUUCAGAGACUUCUCCGUGCCCGCUGAAGGGCCAGGAAAAAACACCCGCAGCAGCUGAGUCUCUGGCGAGCCCAAGGCCUGUGUCAAAUGGGGCUGUGCCAAAUCGAGCACAAAAGAGGCAGCAAGAGAGGGAGGUGGUGACCCCAGCGAGAAGGAGCCUGUGACCCGUCGGUGCGCCUCUUCAACCCUCCUCUCAUCUGGGCUUUUGAUCUGUCUCUUAGCAACAGAUACCCUGUUAAAAAUCGAGAGACGGCCUAGCUCGCCUGGACUGAAAAGUCAUUUCCUCCCAUCUCCAGUAUCUCAGUCUUGCUUGGAGCAGGGUGCCGUUGUAGCCCUGCGCCUGUUCUGAGGAGUGGUCAGCCUGGCUUUGAGAGCCACCACGCCUCCUCCCCGUUCCCUCCCUGUCUCUCCUCAGAGCGGGACAUUGGGGAACCCCACACCUAGAACCUUUGGUAUCUUUAGUGUAGGCACCCCAUCAGCCCCGGCUAGCCCGUCGUCCUUAUGUAGGGUGGGCUAUGCAUUUCCCGCUCCCCUAAGCCAGAGAAAGUGGGACCUGCUGGCCCUUGUGUGAAGGCUUGUCCAUUGCUCCCCCUGCCCUGCUCCAGGCAGGCUCCUGAGGUAGACCUUCUAUUGCCCGAAGCAAAGGGGGCUCCCAGUCUCACAGAGCGUUCGCUCUGCUGCUUGGUCUACAGACGCAUCCUGUUUGCAAUGCAGACCUGAAAUAAUGGCCUUCCCUUUGCUCCCAGAUGAGGCCACCUCGAAGCCACCUCAUCUCCAUCAGCCGCCAGGCAGGGCCCAGGCUUAUUGGCUCUUCAAGAGAGCAAGCGAGCCAGAGCGAGUGCCCCUUUUUGAUUUAAUUUAGACUUAGAAUGCCCAUUUGACGAGGCAAGGUGACCCAGCCCUUCCCCCAGUCCACGCUGGGGCCUGGCCAGGUAGCAACAUCUGGGCCACAGAGAGAAGUCAAGGGAAGAGGGAGCCAGAGGCUGCAGGCUCUGACGGCCUCAGAUCAAGCACUGUGUUGUGCCUAACGGCUGUGCCAAGAAACCCCUGAGGAAAGAGCCAACACCCUGCCCUGCCCCUGCCUGGGCAGGGGGGUGCCCAGCCAGAACUCCUGGGAAGCCAGCCCACUGCCCGAGAGUUCACAAAAUAGACGUGUUCUAGCAACAUUGCUUGUAGGAUGGUUUUCAUAAAAACAGACCCAAGUUUUGGUUGGGAUGCCUUUGUAAAUGGUAUCCUCGUUCCCCGUGAGGACCAAGCGUACUGAUAGAGCCCUUUGACAGCCUUUGUCCGAGCACAGAACAAAAAGCAGAUGGAGUCUCCCCAUCUCCUUCCUUUGCUCCCAUGUUCCCAGCUCAGUUGGGGCCCCAGUUGGCCUUAAUUGCACCCUUAGCAUUUUGCUCCUCUCCUAUUUAUGAUGACUGAUGGAGCUGGCCACCGAGCAGGGAAUCAAGGGCAGAAAGGUACUUUUGAACCCCUUCCUUUUACAGAGAAGGAAACUGAGGCACAGGGAGGUCUGACUUUGUCCAUGCUUACCAAGAAGCAGGACGGGACUCGAGCCAUGGCGUGUGCCCAAGCUGAGGGCCCUAGCUCUUCCUUUCAAAAAGGACCAGAUAGAGGCUGGCUUCCAGCCCGCGGGGGAUGCGCAGACCCCAGAGUAGGGAGUGAGACCAAACAGCAGCGCCACAAGUGACUGAGCCCAGGGCACACUCCUCAGAGAGGCAGGGGAGAAUCCCUCCACAAAGCUGUAGUUUGGCCCUUCCUGGUCCCAUUUUUGUGCCACUAGGGCCGUUUGCUAGACAGCUACUGGAGGGCCCUAAGUAUCACCAGAAAGCAUGAGGGACUGACCCAUGUAUGUGCUGGUAUUGCCCGGGUCACUGCUGGUGGAGAUGUCAGCGUCUAGAACUCCACCCCGGCGGUGUUCCCGGGCCCUGACCUCCACGGCCCUGGUCUAGGUCCUGCCCACCACAUUGGGAGGGGAGGCGCCGGAUCUUUGCCCCCGGCUGGCACCCAGGCAGUUCUAAUCCCAUGGGUCCCUGUGCCCUCUGGCCAACUGAGGCUUCCUCCAAGCCUCCCGCCUCAUCCCUUUGUGCCACGACGCUCAACAUGAUGUUUUUGUAUCUUUUUCUAUUGCCAACUUUAAUAAAUGCUCAUUUCCUGAGACAGGGACU